Sodiomyces alkalinus F11 is the source of this 1340-nucleotide messenger RNA. Its product is annotated as aldo-keto reductase family 1 member C4. Gene Ontology annotation, molecular function: oxidoreductase activity, acting on NAD(P)H as acceptor. The transcript is spliced from 3 exons. NCBI's taxonomy places the organism in Eukaryota, Fungi, Ascomycota, Sordariomycetes, Glomerellales, Plectosphaerellaceae. Bases 171 to 1112 code for a protein of 313 amino acids. The record is from RefSeq and is a predicted model, not a curated record.
AGAACCGACACUUCUGGACCGCUCCCCUCCAUCCUCACCUCACGUUGGUAGCAUCCCUCAUUUGUCUGUUCUGUGAUCUGCAAGAGGACCAACAACGCCAUACAUAAUCUGCGAGACAAACACAUGUAAACUUGGUCAACACAGGAGUGCAUACCUUACACAACAGAAACAUGAACUCUAUCGGCGCCACGGCCCAACCCGAUGCUUCGGGUGCCCCGCCGAAGCAAAUGCCCUAUAUCCCGAACUUGAAGUUGAACGAUGGCAACGAGAUCCCAAUGAUUGGAUAUGGUCUCGGUACCGCCAACUUCAAGCGCAAUGACAGCAGCUUCGACCAGGCCAUCGUUGAUAUCACCGUCAAAGCCAUUAAGACGGGUUACUUCCAUCUUGAUGGUGCUGAAGUCUAUGGCAACGAGGAAGAACUUGGAGCCGCCAUCAAACAGGCCGGGAUUCCGCGCGAGAAACUCUACGUUGUCACCAAGCUCAACCCCACCAAAAAGCAAAACACCCAAGAGGCCUUUGAGCGCUCCCUCAAGAAACUGGGCCUGGACUACGUAGACCUCUACCUCAUCCACGCCCCUUACAUGGCAGAUACCCCAGACGAGUUGCAGACUAUAUGGGCCGACCUUGAAGCCAUCAAGGCCUCCGGCCGCGCUCGUUCCAUCGGUGUCUCCAAUUUCCUCCAGGAGCACCUCGAAACCAUCCUCAAAACCGCCAAGGUCACCCCCGCCAUCAACCAGAUCGAGUUCCACCCGUACCUCCAGCACAGCGACCUGCUCGAUUUCCACCGCCGCCACCGCAUCGCCGUCUCCUGCUACGCCCCGCUCACCCCAAUCACUCGCCAGGACGCCCAGGGUCCCGUGCCGGAGAUUUGGCGCCGUCUGGCGACCAAGUAUGGAGUCUCCGAGUCCGAGAUCGGGCUGCGCUGGUGCAUUGACCAAGGCCUCAUCGUUCUUACCACGAGCUCCAAGGAGGAUAGGCUCGUGAAGUACUUGUCCAAGCUCCCCUUGUUCAAGCUCACGCCCAAAGAGGUCGAGGAGGUCGCUGAGGCGGGUAAGACGGUGCAUUAUCGUGCCUUUUGGAGAGACAAGUUCGACGCCGACGACAGACGUUAAGACGUCCUCGUCGUGGCGAAGGAAUAGGGCGCCAUGCCAUCCCAAUAUGGCAGAGUGAUUAUGAAGGACCUGCCCUUCUAGGCAUUGUGAACUUCUUAGGACAUCGCCAUGAGUUGGCCGUCAUGUGAAAUGCAGGUAUAUUGCAUCAUGUUGUCCAGGCCCGGUUGUAGAAUGGAUCAAACGGCCCACGCUCUUUCUCAUAAAUCGAUCACAGCUCAUCGUCCGACU